Molecule: messenger RNA, 2013 nt
Organism: Mya arenaria
Lineage: Eukaryota; Metazoa; Mollusca; Bivalvia; Myida; Myidae
Product: protein draper-like
Exons: 16
Coding region: 1-2013 (670 amino acids)
Molecular function (GO): scavenger receptor activity
Source: RefSeq, a predicted model, not a curated record
AUGAUUGUACAAAGGAUUGUGGGCCAUGUAAACAGCAACCAUGUAACAAAACUGAUGGCUCUUGCACGGGUGGCUGUGUUGAAGGAUACACUGGAGAUAAAUGUGACCAAGAAUGGCUCUUGUGUGCUUGGAUGUAAACCUGGAUAUGAUUAUAGGAACAGCACAAACUGCAUAGUUGAAUGCGACCCUGGCUAUUACGAUGAUUGUACAAAGGAGUGUGGACCAUGUACACAGCAACCAUGUAACAAAACUGAUGGCUCUUGCACGGGUUGCUGCGCAGAAGGAUACACUGGAGAUAAAUGUGACCUAACUUGUUUGAAAGGCUAUUAUGGGAAAAACUGCAGCGAAGCAUGUUCACAGAAUUGUAAGAGCGAAUAUUGCGACCCCCAGAAUGGCACUUGCGUGCUUGGAUGUAAUCCUGGAUAUGAUUAUAGCAACAGCACAAACUGCUCAAUUGAAUGCGAACCUGGAUUUUACGAUGACUGUACAACGGAGUGUGGGCAAUGUGAAGUGCAACCAUGUAACAAAACUGAUGGCUAUUGCACGGGUGGCUGUGCGAAAGGAUACACUGGAGAUAAAUGUGACCAAGAUUGUUUGAAUGGCUAUUAUGGGAAAAACUGCAGCGAAGCAUGUUCACAGAAUUGUAAGAACGAAACUUGCGACCCCCAGAAUGGCACUUGCGUGCUUGGAUGUAAUCCUGGAUAUGAUUAUAGCAACAGCACAAACUGCUCAAUUGAAUGCGAACCUGGAUUUUACGAUGACUGUACAACGGAGUGUGGGCAAUGUGAAGUGCAACCAUGUAACAAAACUGAUGGCUAUUGCACGAGUGGCUGUGCGAAAGGAUACACUGGAGAUAAAUGUGACCAAGAUUGUUUGAAUGGCUAUUAUGGGAAAAACUGCAGCGAAGCAUGUUCACAGAAUUGUAAGAACGAAACUUGCGACCCCCAGAAUGGCACUUGCGUGCUUGGAUGUAAUCCUGGAUAUGAUUAUAGCAACAGCACAAACUGCUCAAUUGAAUGCGAACCUGGAUUUUACGAUGACUGUACAACGGAGUGUGGGCAAUGUGAAGUGCAACCAUGUAACAAAACUGAUGGCUAUUGCACGAGUGGCUGUGCGAAAGGAUACACUGGAGAUAAAUGUGACCAAGAUUGUUUGAAUGGCUAUUAUGGGAAAAACUGCAGCGAAGCAUGUUCACAGAAUUGUAAGAACGAAACUUGCGACCCCCAGAAUGGCACUUGCGUGCUUGGAUGUAAUCCUGGAUAUGAUUAUAGCAACAGCACAAACUGCUCAAUUGAAUGCGAACCUGGAUUUUACGAUGACUGUACAACGGAGUGUGGGCAAUGUGAAGCGCAACCAUGUAACAAAACUGAUGGCUAUUGCACGGGUGGCUGUGCGAAAGGAUACACUGGAGAUAAAUGUGACCAAGAUUGUUUGAAUGGCUAUUAUGGGAACAACUGCAGUAAAGAAUGUUCACAGAAUUGUAAGAACGAAACUUGCGACCCCCAGAAUGGCACUUGCGUGCUUGGAUGUAAUCCUGGAUAUGAUUAUAGCAACAGCACAAACUGCUCAAUUGCGAAGCAUGUCCACAGAAUUGUAAGAACAAAUCUUGUGACCCCCAGAAUGGGUCUUGCGUGCUUGGAUGUAAUCCUGGAUAUGAUUAUAAAAACAGCACAAACUGCUCAAUUGAAUGCGAACCCGGAUUUUACGAUAAUUGUACAACGAGGUGUGGGAAAUGUGAAGUGCAACCAUGUAACAAAACUGAUGGCUAUUGCACGGGUGGCUGUGCAGAAGGAUACACUGGAGAUACAUGUGACCAAGAAUGCGAACCUGGAUUUUACGAUGACUGUACAACGGAGUGUGGGCAAUGUGAAGUGCAACCAUGUAACAAAACUGAUGGCUAUUGCACGGGUGGCUGUGCAGAAGGAUACACUGGAGAUAAAUGUGACCAAGCCCUUACUGACGGUCACAGAGAUCAAAAAGCUUCUAACGCCGGUGCAAUUGCUGGAGGUGUAA